AUACAAUGGCCACUAGAGGGCCAGAAAGGAUGCGGAGAAAGUAGAAUGCAAAGUGGGACGGCAGCCAAUCACGAACGACUUUACUGUGGGUGGGGGGGCUAAGAGGCAAAUGUAUCCUAGCACCGCAUGAAGCGACCAUCUCCCAACUAUUUACCAGCUGGUAACAGUGAGGCACCAGUUGUUCCACACCGAGAAGGGAACCACAAAUACGAGGCAAGAAGACGCCCCUCCUCUCAUUAAAAACUAGCAGUCAUCCUCGCUCCAGGCGUCCGAUCAGAGUUUGCCCCAACCCCUCCCUCUCUUCGCCUCAGGUGAACCAGUUGGUGAAGAGAGACAAGGGCAGUUGCUGCCUCUCUGCACUUGGGUCUGAUUCCUGCCAUGGCAUCUUCUGUGAUUGGCCGCCAACUUGCACUAUCCCUCCACAAGAAUCGGUGCUUCAGUGUUACAGGAUGCCGAUAUGCAAGUAAAGCGGCGCCAAAAGCCCAGGUGGAGUUAGAUUACAAUGGACCUUCCAUGAAAACUGAAGUCCCUGGGCCACGCUCACAGGAGCUAACAAAACAGCUGGGGGAAAUCCAGAAUGUUGGUGCUGUCAACUUCUUCUGUAACUAUGAGGAGAGCAGAGGAAACUACCUGGUGGAUGUGGAUGGCAAUCGCAUGCUUGACAUCUACACUCAGAUCUCCUCCAUUCCAAUUGGAUACAACCACCCUGCUCUCAUCAAACUAAUGUCCAAUCCCAACAAUCUGAGUACAUUUGUCAACCGACCUGCUCUCGGAAUCUUGCCACCUGAGAAUUUCCCAGACAAACUUACAGAAAGUCUUCUCUCGGUGGCUCCAAGUGGAAUGAGUCGUGUCCAGACGAUGGCUUGCGGAUCAUGCUCCAAUGAGAAUGCUUACAAGGCCAUGUUUAUCUGGUACAGGAAUAAAGAACGAGGCCACAACUCACCGUCCGAUGAGGACCUCAGCUCUUGCAUGAUCAACCAGGGCCCAGGUUGUCCAGACUUCAGUAUUUUGUCUUUCAUGGGAGGCUUCCAUGGCAGAACUUUGGGUUGUUUGGCAACAACACACUCCAAAGCAAUCCAUAAACUGGAUGUGCCCUCGUUUGAUUGGCCCAUCGCCCCAUUCCCAAGACUGCAGUACCCGUUGGAAGAGUUCACCAGAGAGAAUGCACAGGAAGAGGCUCGCUGUUUGGAAGAGGUGGAGGACCUGAUUGUGAAGUGGAGACAGAAGGGAAAGCCUGUCGCUGGGAUUGUGAUUGAACCCAUCCAAGCUGAAGGAGGAGAUAAUCACGCCUCCGUGGAUUUCUUCAAGAGUCUACGCAACAUUGCACGCAAGCAUGGCUGUGCUUUCCAUGUGGAUGAAGUCCAAACUGGAGGAGGGUGCACCGGAAAGUUCUGGGCCCAUGAGCACUGGGGCAUGGACGACCCCGCUGACAUUGUGUCCUUCAGUAAGAAACUUCUGACUGGCGGCUACUACCACAAACUGGAAUUACAAGCUGAUAAGGCCUACCGCAUCUUUAACACAUGGAUGGGUGACCCAUCAAAGAACUUGUUCCUGGCUGAGGUCCUCAAUGUGAUUCGCAGAGAAAACCUCCUGGAGGAGGUGACUCGUUCAGGAAAGGCCUUGCUAAAUGGGCUGUAUGAGUUGCAGGCUCAGUACCCUGGCAUCCUGAGCCGAGCUCGAGGACAGGGAACCUUCUGUGCUAUUGAUAUCUGUGAUGAUGCAACACGCAACGACAUUCUUCUCAAGGCACGAAACAAGGGUGUCCUCCUGGGAGGGUGUGGGGACCGGUCAAUCCGGUUCCGUCCCGCGCUGGUCUUCAAGGAGUACCAUGUGCACAUGUUCCUCAACAUCUUCAACGACGUGUUGGCCCCGUUCAAAUAAAGGUCGAAACGACGUACGUUCCAUGACACAACCCAAAAUCCAGGGAGGAAAACACCCAAACGGCCCCUACAGACUAAGCACAAAAACACAGCGAUAUAAGCAAGCAGGAAGCAAGAUUAAUUGAAUUUAUCCACGAUGCUGAUAACAAUGUACGUAAUGUGAUGUCGUAAAGCUGUACCAUCAAUUCAUUCAUGAUUACACACUCUACCAGGGCAGUGGUGUCAGGACACUUUCUUCACCUUUUUCCGUGUUCUUCUUAAAACUAACAUCAGCAAAAUGUUCUCUGACUUUUGUCAUACUUCCUAGACGUCGUACACCAGCUUUAACAAACACAAACCAGACAUUGUGUCGAGUAGAACCAGUCUAUUCUGAUCGAUAACGUCAAUGAAUGUGAUGGAAUCGGAUAUUAUUUGGCAUGAGUAUGCAGUGAACGCAACAAAUGAGUUAUGUUGUUAUACCAGGGGGUGUCCAAAGUGCGAGCCGCAAAUAGUGUUGGGCAUAACCGUGCAUUGUUUUCCAGUAAAUGACUAUUUCAAACUUUUCAGUCGCCGUAGUGAAUUUCUACACAGAGAGCUAAAUGGCUAGUCGAGAGGCGCAGGAAAAUACUGCAUUUUGAUGAUGACAAUGACAAAUGAACAAGCCUUUAUUGUUAUCACUUAUACAGAAGUACAAGGAAAAUAGUGCAAUCAUCCGUCCAUACAUCUACAACAUAUUAUGAAGUGAGACAAGGGGUGACAGGACGGGAUUGAUUGGGCGAUGAAGGGGGGGGAAGCGAAGGAAGGAGCACAGUACUGUUAAAAAAAACUUGGCAUACAAGUAAAACACAUUGUUUACACGCAUAGACACAAGACCAGCACCACAAAGGGGAAAGGCUUCCCAAUGCGUCCGGCAGGCAGCCACAGCUACCUGCAGCCAAUUACGGCACAAACUGUGGUCCUCUCAUUAAUAAUGAAUUACAAGUGUUUUUACUAUACGCCGAUGGCCAAUGGCCCCCAGGCCACACUUUGGACACCCCUGCCCUACGCUGAUCAUCUGUCCAUCAUCGUAAGUCAUUGAAUUUAGCCUGAGAGUCAAAACGGUCAUUGUAUCUUUGCUAUAAGAGUGUUGGUGAUGCAUUCAAUGCCAACCUGCAUGUCCAUUUAAAAUGUCCUUGUAAUUAUUCUGCCUUGCUCUUCAUAGGACUGACCUCUCAGCUUGCAACUUUGUAGCUCAGACCAACACUAACCUUAAAUUGACCAUGAAAAUGUCAGCAUAUUUAGUGCCUGCAUGAUUCUUGUAUGCAUUAUUUAUUUUUAUUCUUUUUCUACUCAUACAAUUUAUUGCGACCCUACUUUUAAGUGCUUUCACAUACUCUACAAUUAAUUUGUUUCCACAAAUGGAACAUAGAUAGCAUUUGGCUUGCAAUUAAUUUUGUCUUAAACACCCCACCCCCACCCCCAAGGAUUUCUAAUAGCUUGUUUU
This is a messenger RNA of Doryrhamphus excisus (bluestripe pipefish), 3342 nucleotides long. It is a transcript of the gene abat, whose product is annotated as 4-aminobutyrate aminotransferase. Gene Ontology annotation, cellular component: mitochondrion. The record is from RefSeq and is a predicted model, not a curated record. Gene Ontology annotation, molecular function: pyridoxal phosphate binding; 4-aminobutyrate:2-oxoglutarate transaminase activity. Gene Ontology annotation, biological process: GABA catabolic process. NCBI's taxonomy places the organism in Eukaryota, Metazoa, Chordata, Actinopteri, Syngnathiformes, Syngnathidae.